AUGAAAAAGUUUACUUGCGUUCGGCCCAACUUCUCAUCUUCGUUGGAAUUCUUCAGCAAAAAACUAGAAAUCCAGGUUGAAAUUUUGUCAACUGUCAAUUCUUCCGCAUGGUAUGCAAAUUUAUCACGAGGGAAAGAUCUAGGUAUAAUAAGACUCAAAGUAGACAAAGAAACCAAUGAGUAUUUGGAUGGGAUGCUAGACUCGGCCACUACGUUUGGCUUCUUUGUGAAACUGAACACCAAUCUUUUAAGUUAUGGUUUUAUGUAUCGUAUCACAGCCUCUAAGCAGUGGAUCAUUAAACCAUUUAAAGACAAGCCAUUACUUGUUGACAGACCGCCUCAUAAAUACCUGGAAGAUAUCGACUACCUAUCAGUCAAAGUUUCGAACGAUGUUCUACGAGGGAAGUCCACGUCGUUGCGCAUAAAUGAAACAUUUCCAGAUUUGGUUAAACAUUCUAGAAAGUACAUGCAACUUCAACAAAAAAAAGCACAUGAAUCCAAGGACGUGUUGAAAUCAAUUGAUCCUAUUGAAUUUUUAUUGGACCAGUAUUUUACCAUUUUGUAUGAUGAUUCCUUCGUUAUUGAACGUUUUGUCAAAUUUUCAGUGAGUAAAAUGCAUUUAUUAAAACACAAUAAUUCACAACUUGGCAAAGAAUGCUUGACUAAAUUAUUGGUUCAUUCGUUGCAUAAAUUCGAUAAGAGAUAUGAUAUUGCAGUAUCUGAAGGAACGGAGGUCUCUGAGUUGAUCACCAAAUGGUUAUCCCCCGAAAUACUAUUGGAUCCUCUAGAAAGUAAGUUUAGGGAGAAUAUUUUUAACAAACUCGGUAUCGACAAACAGGCUAAAGUAACCUUUACCGAUAAUGGAAAAAUUGCUGAAUGCUUUAACAAUCUAAAAAUCAGAGAUGCAAAGCUCCAAAUUUUGAUAGACAUGGAACUACUAAAGGUAAUCAAAACAGAGGACCCGGGGACCAGGCUGACCCCCAUCCAUGUACCCUCCACAGCUAAACCAGCCAGACCAAAGGGGAAAAGAACACAGUUAAUAUCUAAAAGAUAUUCAAAUAAACCGACAGAUAAAAAGAGACGUCUUAUACCCACUUUAUUAGGUUCUGUAAUACCCGAAGAUUUUGACGUUGAUGUUGAUUUGCGUGGUCAAUCUGAACCAGAAGUCGAAAUAACAAGGGAAACAUUAGAAAAGCUUAUAGAAGGGUUAUUUGAAAAGUUGUGCGUAUGUGAUGCGAUUUAUGGGUGGGAUUAUAAAGACGACAAAUCGUCAUGGGGAUUUGUAUUAAGUUGUAUUCUACCGUAUUACGAGAGGAUUCACCGUCGAAUAAUCUCUAACUUGGCCAUCAAAUCAAGAGGACCGGCGUACCUUCUUAAGCUGAAGACUAGGAAAGAAAAGAAGGAGAAGGAAGCCAAAAGACAGCGCAAGGGGGUGGAGAAGUCGCACAAAUCAACAGAAAGAAGAUCCACAAAUAUUGAUCUAUCUAAAAUAAAAUUGACUAGGCAAAAUUCAAGUUUUAGUAGUUCUAAAAUUGAUUUAUCUCGAAAAAUCAUAAGUAUGAAUGAGUCUGUAAGUAAUUCAACAGGUUUGGUUGAUGACGCACCUUUUUCUAUAGAGCGUGUUGAUUCAUCGAAUGGCUUUAUGAACAAUAAGAAAAGAAAAUUGCAGGCACCUGACGCCAAAUCUAAUCAACAUCCAGAUGAUCUGUUAGGAACGAAUGUUACUAAACCAAAGCAAGUGGUGCAACCUUCUCAAGAACCUAUUGACCUUUUCUAUCAUAAUCAAAUAAUAGAAGCCACUCCUCGUAAGCAAGAAUUAGAGAAAAAGCAGACAAUUCCAGAGUUAUCGUAUAUUAAUGGAAAUACUCCACAUCAAGACUCGGGGAUAAUUGCAGGUAGUUCUCCUUUUAGAAUGGUUUCCUCACCGUCCAAGAUUAUCACACAAAUCACUGAAACUUCAAACCUAGAAAGGAUACAAGUCAUGCCAGGUGUUUUUGAGUUUGGGUCCUCACCUGCAAAAACAAUAAUUGAAUCACCAAUCAUUAAAAGUUCGAAACAAACACAAGAUUCUGAACCAAAUUCCUCCGUAAAACUUAAUCCUAUCAAAUCCACUAAAAGAAAAUUGAGCUUCAAGUAG
Molecule: messenger RNA, 2136 nt
Organism: Pichia kudriavzevii
Lineage: Eukaryota; Fungi; Ascomycota; Pichiomycetes; Pichiales; Pichiaceae
Exons: 1
Coding region: 1-2136 (711 amino acids)
Source: RefSeq, a predicted model, not a curated record